GGUUAGGUAAGGAGCGAGUGUUGUUAUCAGGUGCUCUGUGAUAAGUGAUAUGAUAACAUGUAGUGAUCACUGCGAUAGCACGUAACAUUACAACCAUGCAUGAGCCGCAUAUUUUAGCACAUUGCACCAAUGGGAAAAUGAUAGAGAUAAUUCGUUAUGGAUGACGAUGAUGAUUUUUUCGAUACAAUCUCAGUUGGCUCGGGAGUGAGUAAGAGAAGAUUUGAUAAUAAAGAUUACCUCAGCUUAUCAAGAAACACAGUGUAUCAGUCAGCAGUUGAUUUAGAAAAUAUGGAAUUGACCCGAUUGGACCAUCCGGAAGACGGAAAUUCACAAAAUAAGGUGUCUAGAAAUAGAGAUGUUAAGACGUACAAGCAGUGGAGAGAUAGGCGCUGGCGUUACUUCACAAAUGGCGAAUUAUGCGUCGAUUUCGUCUUGGCUUACGACAAAGAAGGCAAACCUGAAGAUAUCGCAAAACGAGAACAUUUUGAGGCAAAUUUACAAAAUGUAGGUCUUAUUUUAGAAAAGGAGGAAAGUCAGCGCAUUCAUUUUGUAAAAAUUCACGUGCCGAGGGAGGUUCUGUGCCAAUAUGCGGAAAUUUUAAAGUUAAGACUACCUAUUAGAUACGACGAAAAUUUACCAGAAAUCGGAAACGUGUUUUAUUCGACAUUAAAUAAGCUUUUGGACUGCUUGAGAGUGAGAUUAGACCCUGAAAUAUUUCCGCCGAAGAAAUACAGAUUGACGGCUGAAUUUAACAGAGAAAAAAACUACUUAUUCGAUGUGGAUGAUCCUGAUUUUUUCAAUGAAGCGGUUCGGAUCACUGUAGCUUCAUACAUUUUAGAACGCGAAAAAUUCGGAAUUGAGGACCAAGAAAAAGGAGUUCAUAGACUGAUCUCAGAGGGCAUUUACAAGGCUGCAUAUCCGCUACAUGAUGGCGAUCUGCAUGAGAAAAACUCCAAACGCGUCAAACUCCUGAAACACUGGGCCCAAGUGAGCAAAUGCGUCAAAUACCAACCCCUCGACGACGUGAAAGAAUAUUUCGGAAUAAAAUUCGCUUUGUAUUUCGCAUGGCUCGGCUUCUACACCCACAUGUUAAUCCCGGCAUCAAUCGUGGGAAUCCUCUGUCUAGUCUACGCCGCUACGACUUUACCACAAGACACUUUAUGCAAAGACUUGUGCAAUUCGGACAUUAUUAUGUGCCCCCGAUGUGACAGAGUUUGCGAUUACUGGAAACUGAACGAGGGUUGUCUCUACGCCAAAAUCCAGCACUUUAUCGACAACCCUGCUACGAUUUUCUUCGCCGUUUUCAUGUCUUUUUGGUCGAUUUUGUAUUUGGAGUUGUGGAAACGCUACAGCGCUGGGAUCACCCACCGAUGGGGCCUCACGGGGUUCGAUUUGAAGGCCGAACCGCCCCGACCCGAAUAUUUAAUCCGUUUAGCCGACGCGAAAAAGCGAAAAUUAAACGUAAUCACAAAUUUGAACGAACCGGCUGUGUCUUUUUGGAAAGUCAAAUUACCGUCGAUUAUUCUAAGUUUUACACUUGCACUUUUGUGGGUCUUUAUCGCGGUUUUUGUGGUUUUCGGUGUUGUUAUUUAUCGGAUGUCAUUGAUAACGUCGGAAGUUUUAUAUGAAGAUAAAGUUACUUACCGGAUUUAUAUUCUACCAAUCACUGCAGCAAUUAUUAAUUUAGUGUGUAUUCUAAUUUUGAAUAUUUUGUAUGAACGAUUGGCCGUUUGGUUGACCGAAAUGGAACUGCAAAGGACACAAACCGAAUAUGAUGAUAGUUUAGCACUGAAAAUUUAUAUGUUCCAAUUUGUUAAUUACUAUUCUUCGAUUUUUUACAUCGCGUUUUUGAAAGGCCAAUUCGUCGGAUAUCCGGCUAAGUAUAAUAGGAUUUUUGGGUUCAGACAAGAAGAGUGUAACCCUGGAGGGUGUUUAAUGGAGCUUACUAUACAACUAGCCAUUAUUAUGAUCGGUAAACAGGCCAUUAACGCAGUUGCCGAAAUGGUUGUGCCUUUACUAAAAAAAAUGUACAAUUCGGUAAAAGUUUCAAUGGGAAUACAGGAAGCACCCCCUGACCAAAUAGGAAUAAUCAGCUGCAACCAGUGGACCGAAGACUACAAGUUAUUAGACCUCCAAUCGCAAAGUCUGUUUUCGGAGUACUUGGAAAUGGUUUUGCAAUACGGUUUUGUUACAAUUUUCGUAACCGCCUUCCCCUUGGCCCCCCUGUUCGCCCUCAUCAACAACAUCCUCGAAAUGCGGCUCGAUGCGAAAAAAUUCAUCAAGUAUUUCCGGCGACCGGUGCCUCAACGAGUCUCCAACAUCGGCAUUUGGUUCCCUAUAAUGGGCAUUCUCGGCCGAAUUUCGGUGGUUUCGAACGCCUUCAUCAUCGCUUUUUCCUCGCAUUUUAUCCCAAAACUCGUGUAUAUGAUGGAAGUGAAUCCUGACCACACCGAAGAUGGGUUUCUUAACAGCACAUUGGCCUAUUUUGACACUGCCGAUUUUGAGGACGGGGUCGCGCCCGAAAACCCGUCAAUGAACGUGUCGAUUUGUCGCUACGCCGAAUAUAGAAACCCCCCGAAUGUCACCAACGGUAUCAAGUAUAAACGGCCAUUGAUUUAUUGGCAUAUUUUGGCGGCGAGGUUGGCUUUCGUGGUGGCGUAUCAAAAUUUGGUCACUUUUGUUGUGACUGCAGUCGAAUGGACCAUUCCAGACAUUCCAAGGAAGUUGAAUGAUCAAAUUAAGAGAGAAGCUUACAAAACUAAUGAAACCAUUAUUAAGCAUGAGACGGAUAGGGCCCAAACAAAACAUAGAAAAAGAAAAAAUCGCGACUCGGUCCUGUCAAGUCAGACAAUUUAUUACGACGCCAACGGAGGCUUCCACUCAGAUAUAGCAAACACCUCAAGGGGGGAACACAUUGAAAACUCUUAGCACAUGCCGAUAUUUUUUAUUACUUGUACAUAAAUUUUGGACCAAGGAGAUAAUUCAGUCUCCCGAUUUAGGCCUUUUUGACUUGCCUUUGAUAACUGCUAGGGCUUUAAAUACUUAACAUUUCUAUGUCAAAGUUGGAUUAAAUACUCAGAAAAAGUAACAAGUUCCUUGCCGUGUUAGCUUAUUAAAUGACAGUAAAAGUGAAUUUACACUAGACAUUUUUCAACUAAAAAAAAUAUAACUUUUCAAAUUGGAUAUUUUAAAUAAUGGGCUUUAAAUUCAAGUUUGAAAGAUUGCCCCACUAAUUUUAACUCUAAAAAUACUCAAAAAAAGAUAUCAAAAUUUUCGAUUUUUGCAAAUAUCAAUAAUAUUUUUGCAAAACUUUAAAAUUGUUAAAACUUGAAGUUGUUGAUACAUUACGCAUUUUAGUAAAUUUUAUGCAAGUGUUAAAUUAUAUUUAAAUAUAUUUUUUAUGAAUUUUAGCUAAUAUACGAGACGUACAAAAUAAUACAUAGAAUCAAAAUGUUGUUUGUUUAUUACUCUAAAGUUGAAAACUUGGGUUAGGUAAUUAUUUGUAUAUCUACUCUAGACAGAAAAGCAUUUGUGUUAACGGGUUUUCUUUACGUAAAAGCAUGUGAUAAAUUUUUUUUAUAUUUAUUUGAUUUGUAGAUAAGCAUUAUUUAUAUGACUUAAUUUUAACCUAAUUAAUGUUACUUGCCGCAUGAGAUAUUUUUAAUGUAACUUUUAUAUAUAGAGAAUUAAUUCUCGGUUAUUUUUGUAACAUUUUUAGUAAGACAUACCUGAGUGAAUAGUCAAAAAAUGCACUUUAAGUAAAACUUAUUAUUUAUAACGUGGUAAGCAGCAUUUAUUUAAGUCAAUCACUCUAUUUUAAUUAUCGCUUUAAGAAGUUCCAAAUAUCACUACAUAAACAUCACUUUCUAGUCCAGAAGACGAUUUGGUGCCCUUAAUUGUAAUUAUUUUAUUUAUAUUUUAACUGGGUGUAUGGAAAUUUAUAGUUUUUUAUGUAUUUUAAGGUUUGUUAAUAAAACAUUCAUUUUUUAUA
Messenger RNA from Tribolium madens (black flour beetle), 3991 nucleotides. RefSeq names its product anoctamin-1-like. NCBI's taxonomy places the organism in Eukaryota, Metazoa, Arthropoda, Insecta, Coleoptera, Tenebrionidae. Gene Ontology annotation, molecular function: protein dimerization activity; chloride channel activity. Gene Ontology annotation, cellular component: plasma membrane. The coding region runs from base 157 to 2928 and encodes 923 amino acids. Gene Ontology annotation, biological process: chloride transmembrane transport. The record is from RefSeq and is a predicted model, not a curated record. The transcript is spliced from 8 exons.